This is a messenger RNA of Drosophila biarmipes, 1674 nucleotides long. RefSeq names its product EF-hand domain-containing family member B. The transcript has 3 exons. NCBI's taxonomy places the organism in Eukaryota, Metazoa, Arthropoda, Insecta, Diptera, Drosophilidae. The record is from RefSeq and is a predicted model, not a curated record. The coding region runs from base 81 to 1550 and encodes 489 amino acids.
UUGUCGCUCUCGGAAAUUUCAACACCUUCAGACAGCAGACUUAUAUAGUAUACCCACUCUACUAGAUCGAAACAAUACAAAUGGCAAACUUAGGCCGUUACAAAGAAAGAAACCCCGAAAUGAGGGCGGCGGGAGUACCAUCGUCCUUGGACACUUACGGCACCAAGGAUCUCCUCUUGGUCGUACACGUGGAGGAGGAGGCGGAGAACCGUAUAAGGGCACUUUGUCGGCAGAGCAAGCCAUAUCCUGCGAAAAGAACGCCCAAGAUUCCCACUAAUCAGAUCGGAGACAUUUUAAGCAGCAGCGACAAGGGACUCUUUGCCGAGUUUCAGAACAGGUUUCGCGAGACUAUGUUCUCCAAAAAGCCUGCUUUGGGGCAGGUCAAGGAAACCCACUCAAAGCCGGACUCUGUGACCAACUUGAGCCGUACUUUCGGCCGCACUUACGAUCUUGGGCCCAAAGAUUCCCUCUACUGUGUUGUACUUCCUCCGAAAUCCGCCGAGCAGGUCAACCGAGAGUUUGCCGAGUUCCACGAUAAACACAUCAUCAGUCACAAUCACUACUUCCCCUCGGAACAGAUCAAUCGACGAUACUCAAAGCCCUUUGGCAGGCUCAACACAUUUGGCCUACCAACCUCUGUAGAUCAUUCUGGUAUUAAAGUAAAACGCUGCUUGCAGGAAGGCGAGGAGCACUUGAUAAUAGUCAAGAAGCCCCAAAAGGAUUUAGACGAUCGCACAAAAGGUCCAUUGGGCAAAAAGUUCACAUGGUAUCCCUACCAGAUCCCUGAAAAUAUGACAUUUGGUCGCACGCUGCCCCGUGAUACCGAUGUGAGGUCCCUCCUAGAAAGUACCGCACCAUGCGUCGCCUCCGAGAAGUUGGCCAGAUCAAUUAGCCACCUGAACAUGCUGCGCAAGUUGCUCCAGGAGCGGGAUGACUUCAACAUGAACCAGGUUAUCAGCGCUCUUGGAAAUAAGGACCAUGAGGGCAAUGGCCAACUUCCUCUGAGCGAGGUCAUCCACGUCAUGCAUAGGCUGAACAUCCCGGCAAUUGCGGACAAAAUGCGCACCGCUGCCUCCCACUUCAAGUUGUUCGUGGACGAGGGAUGCUGCUCGGAACGCGUGAAGUACGUGGAUUUGUGCGACCUCCUCUCCAUACUAAAACCGCUGCCCUUGAUUGGAUCCAUUUCGCCCAUGCCGAAGAUUGUGUAUAACCAAGAAACCGCCUAUCGGCAGUUGUGCGCAGACCUGGCAACAAAACCACAGGAAGGUAGGAUCUACAAUCAUCCCCAAAAGAACCUCGCUCAGAAGGACGCGGAUGACACUCGUGUCAAGGAUGUUCUGAACCCAGACUUAUCUACCCUAUGUGGCCUGUGGGCGAGUGACUUUAAAGCAUUGCGUAGCAGGGACGAGGUGGAACGGAUAUUCAAGGACAUCCUCUCGAAAGAGGACUUCCAGUCGGUCUGGUUGAGUCUAAUGGCUGAGCAGAAGGAUCAGAAUGCUAUGGCAUCUGUUGCACAAUUCCGGGCUGAAAUGAAAAAGAUCAUUCGGUGAAGACUCCUUAGAUUAGAUGAAGAAUUAACAAAUUUUUGAUACUACUCAGAACAUUUGGUUCGGUUUAUAAGAGCAUGAUAUUUUUCAAAUCCUAUUAUAAAAGAGCAAACAAUUACUACUGCAA